Messenger RNA from Chanos chanos (milkfish), 3316 nucleotides. RefSeq names its product transmembrane serine protease 6 (gene tmprss6). Gene Ontology annotation, biological process: proteolysis. The transcript has 18 exons. Lineage: Eukaryota; Metazoa; Chordata; Actinopteri; Gonorynchiformes; Chanidae. Gene Ontology annotation, molecular function: protein binding; serine-type endopeptidase activity. The record is from RefSeq and is a predicted model, not a curated record. Bases 156 to 2579 code for a protein of 807 amino acids.
GUCUCCAAGUUAGCGGUCAUUCCAGACAUGUUUGGACAUGUAAAAUGAAGAUUUUGACUGUAAGACUGUCAGUGUUGAAUGGAACUUAGAUGAACAAAUGUAUUUUCGCUUUUAAAUGGAGCUGUGUCGUCUAAGAUAGCGGGAGCGACAAAAGGAUGGAACUUAAUAAUGGCCGAGUUACCGCAAAUUCCAACAACGUGGGAAGUGAACAUGCAGCCGACGGGAAUCACGUGAUGAAAAAUGAGGCCUCAGUGUCCAGAUCUAAAUUGAGACUUGUCCCAAAAUGGAUCCUUGUCUUCAUCCUGAUCAUCAUCAUCGUCAUCCUUGCAGGCAUUGCAGUCGUGCUCUGGUAUUUUCUUGAGUAUCAGGUGUGGGUGUUGGAGCCCCGGGUUCAGCUGCAGUACACAGGCAGUAUUACCAUCCUCAACAGGAACUUCUCCAAAGGGCUGUCCUCCCAUACAAGCAAAGCUUUCAAAACAGAGGCCAAAGCUGUACAGAAUAUGGUGAAAAAGUUAGUAACUUCCACAGACAUUUCCCGCUACUUUAACUCUACCACUGUGUUCGCUUUUGGGGAUGGUAGUAUUGUUGCACACUUUUGGUUGCUCUUGUCCGUACCGGCCAGCCAUGUUGAGAAGGUCAGCCUGAGGCAGGUUAAUGAUAGCAUUCAUAAGGGACUCCACAUGUACAAGGUCAGAGGAGCAGAAAACUCGACUGUCUGUGAGGACUAUCUCUUACACUUACCUUCCUUUACGCUAAUAGAAACCGACCCUAAGGUCAUAGAUCUUUUGAAAGCCUCAUUUGAUUGUUACAGGUACCAGGAGGUGGUUUCCAAUGAGUUCGUAGUCCUCAGGGGCCCAAACACACAGCAGCCCUCCUGCCUGUGGCAUCUAAAGGCCCCUGAGGGGUUUCAGCUGGAGCUUAGAGUGGAGUGGUUGUUGCCUGAGUGCAGGGACCGGCUGGCAGUGUAUGAUGCACUCACACCGAGAGAUUCACAUCUCAUCACCUCUUUGUAUGGAUGUAGCAGGCAUGAACAGGUGGUGAGUUUGCUGUCAUCAGGAGAAUGGAUCUCUGUAAUCUGGAAGCAGGGGUUAUAUAACUAUAAACACCCUUUCUCCCUGUCUGCAAGGGCGUGGCCUUUUGAAGUUUGUUCUUUCACAAUUGACCUGAGGCCAGAGGAUGGAGUGCAGGGCAGCCUACGCACGCCAUUUUACCCGAGCUACUAUCCCCCAGACACAAACUGUUCAUGGCAUUUCACUCUUCCAUCGGUGGACUAUGGACUGAUGUUGCUCUUUGAGGGUUAUGAACUGAGUCGUGCCAACUAUGACCAGGCCUGCACACAAGGUCUGUGGGUCGUUCAGAACCGUAGACUGUGCGGGACACGUGGUCUUCAGCCGUAUGCUGAGAGACUUUACCUUCGCUCCUCUUCCACCUCCGUCACUAUGACGUCUGAAGUGUCUCUCACUGGACCGGGGCUGCAGGUCCACUACAGCUUAUUCAACCAAUCAGAACCAUGUCCUGGACAGUUCCUCUGUAGUCUGAAUGGACUUUGUGUCCCAGCUUGCGAUGGUAUCAGGGAUUGUGCCAAUGGUUUGGAUGAGAGGAACUGUGUGUGUAUAGCUCAGUACCAGUGUCCAGAGGACAGCCGGUGUAUUGACUACUACAAAGUGUGUGACCAGCAUCUAGACUGCCCCGAUGGAAUGGAUGAAGCAAACUGCACACUGGGUAUACCAUGCACUGAUAUGACCUACAUGUGCGCUGAUAGAUCAUGUCUGAAGAAACCAAACCCUGAGUGUGACUUGGUCACUGACUGUCUUGAUGCCUCCGAUGAAAAACACUGUGACUGUGGCCUAAGGCAGUUUUCCAGUCGUGUUGUGGGCGGGGAAAAUGCCACAGAGGGGGAGUGGCCUUGGCAAGUCAGUCUUCAAGUCAGUAGGCGGCACAUCUGCGGUGGGGCUCUAAUCUCCUCCCAGUGGGUGGUUUCAGCAGCCCACUGUUUUUAUGAUGAACGGCUGUACUCUCCCUCAGUGUGGACGGUGUAUUUGGGGAAGUUGUACCUGAGCAGGACCAGUCAAACGGAGGAGGCCGUGAGGGUGGCUCAGAUCCACUUGCACCAGUACUACGAUUACGAGACCCACGACUACGACCUGGCUCUGCUCAAGCUGCAGCGGCCUGUCUCGCCCGGAACUCUGGCCCAGCCUGCCUGCCUCCCCUCCCCUGUCCACCAGUUUGAACCUGGGCUACUCUGCUGGGUCACAGGCUGGGGGGCACUGGAGGAGGGAGGAACUGUGAGUGAUAUCUUGCAAAAGGUAGAUGUGCGACUUGUGAGUGAGGAUGCUUGUGUCCGUUCUUACGGUUACAUGAUCACUCCCAGAAUGCUUUGCGCUGGCUACCGUAGUGGAAAGAAGGAUGCUUGUCAAGGAGAUUCGGGGGGGCCUCUGGUUUGCCAGGAGACAGCCGGACGCUGGUUUUUAGCUGGAGUGGUUAGCUGGGGCAGAGGCUGUGGAAGACCUGACUACUAUGGCGUUUACACGCGCAUCACCAAACUGACAGACUGGAUCAAAGAACUCACCUCCACCUGAGGAGACGUCUCUUAUCUCUUAUUACAGUCACCCCUCAAACACUGUGCAUACCCCUGCUCCUGGUUGCGACCAUAGGCCUGUAUUCAAGCAAGGAUAUGGUAAAAAAAAAAAAAGCCAUUCAGCAACAGGUGUUGUGAACCUAUGCUGGUUUUGCUGCGCUGCUUCAGGCAAUUACUGUGGCUGUUUGGCUUGAACAUUCAUGAACACGGGAAUGCUCUCGAUUAUUUACUCUCUGGUUAGAUGAUGAUCAGAGCCAAAUCACGGUUGUAUACAAGAUGCAUAUACUAUCGAAAGACUUUAUUAACACUCUGUUAACAGAUACUAACACACACACACACACACACACAAACACACACAAGUGAGUGUACCUGUCUGCUCAUUCACCUGUCAGCUGUCAGUGGACAGAGAUCCUGAAAUAAGGUGAUACUCACAUGCUUCUGCUUUGUGAAGGAAUAAAAAGCGAAACUUGUGGAACUGAGCAGAAACCAGUGUUACUCACUUUAAAGAGAGAUUUAAUACACAAUGAAACUCCUCACAUCCCUCAUUUGUCUCAAAUACCACCCCUCUGGGCUUUCACUCAAAAGCACACGCGUGCAGUUUAGCAAAUGUUUCGAGCGGUCUAAAGCGGUCAGUUAUCCCUUUAAAAAAAGGUAAUGUAAGAAUGUUUUAUGCGACCGGCCAACGCUGGGAACGGAAUGGAUCAAGGGGUUGUUAUCGCACCUUCUACGUUUUUUUUU